Molecule: messenger RNA, 6306 nt
Organism: Adineta steineri
Lineage: Eukaryota; Metazoa; Rotifera; Eurotatoria; Adinetida; Adinetidae
Source: the annotation of a GenBank genome assembly
AUGAAUACUGAUCUAAACUUAUUUCCGGAGUUUCAGAGCAUAUUAAAGGAACUCUUAUUGGAAUUUAAAGUUCCAAUCGAAGAGUUAGAUUUUAACGAAGUUACUCGUCUUCUUUACAACCAAGAGAAAGAAGCAUUAAAACAGAUUGAAGAUCUGCUGAUAAAGAAGAAUUAUAUUGCUUUUUCCAAGAAAUUUCUUGAACAUCCUCGAAUCAAUGAGAUUUGGAAACUUGGGACGAUCAAAGAAGAAAACAAUCUUUUCAAUCAGUUUAAGUUAGAAAUGGUGAAAAUGCUUCAAUCAGAAAAUUGUCAGUUGGAGCAAUCCGUUCUUGAACCAUUUCUACAAAAACUUUAUGAAAAUAAGGAUCAAAAUAUCGCUGAUCUUUUUGAAGAUCUUUUAACUCCCAAAAAAAUUAAACAACUAAUCGUAAAACUUCAAUCAAAUGAAAAAUUGAAGUCAAUUUGGUCAUCAAAUAUGUUAAUUUUUAGUAACAUUAAAAGUAUACUUGCUGGAUUUCUUGCUAGUAACGUUGAUGAUAUAUAUAAAAUAAUCUCUGAAUUAUAUGUCGAUUCAGAAAAUGGCAUGAAACUAAUCGAAAGCAAAUGUACUAACGAACUAUUCAGUAAAAUCAAGUCGAAUUUGUACAACGAUCCAGAAAUUAGAUGUAAAGUGUUUCAUGAAAAGAGUAUUAACACAUCAAAUACUAUCGAUACUAACAAAGAACUAUCAUGUUCCUCAUCGAAUGAAAAUGUUCAAAAUGAAAAAAUUCAAGUUAUUAAACAACUUCAGAAAAUCAUGUUCGGAAACAAUGAUAUAUAUUCAGAUCAAUUAUUUACAGAAAUAUCACCAUUAGAUUAUAAUCAGCUAGAAACACUUGUUGAAAGCGAAAUGAAAAAUACUAACAAUGGCUCACUUUUAGAUACUAUGUUACCUUAUAUAUUAAACAAACUGAAAAAAGAAAUUGAUUUACGAGAAAUUUGUGAAUUAGGAAUAUUCUGGGAUGAAACAUCACCAUUAUAUGGACUUGAUUACAAAACGAUAUUUGUAUGUCUAAUUGAGCGUUAUAAGUCUCAUCAAAUCAAUUUUUUAUCACUGGUCAAGAAACUUGGUAUUGCUUUACCAUUUGCAUACCAAUGGGUAGUUGACGAAAAGUUAAUAUGGAAAAUUCCUCUUCGAGCUUAUUCACAUUGUUUGGCCAUCGAUUGUCCGUUUGUCAUUUCUCUCGGAUCUGAUUCAAUUGGUAAAAGUAGAUUAUUAAAUAAAAUCUAUUGUGCAGAAUUUGUUACAAAUACAGCUGGUGUUAUAAAUGGUGGAAUUGAUGUAUUAUUCUCGACAUCAGAAUUUGCUUGUGGGUUCACCAUAUUCGAUAUUCAUGGCGAUGUUUGCAAACAAGAACAGCUUAUGAAAGUAUUUUUAAAAAUGAUACCAUUGGAAAACUGUUGGCUACUUCUUCAAAGUACAUCUUUAAGUGAAAUCGAAGUAAUGAUGAAAAAGUUAAUAUCAUUUGGUGUCAAUGAUAAUCAAAUUAUUUGUAUUAUUAGAGAUAAUACAGAUGCAGCAAAACAACAGAUAGAAAAGUUGAUGAAUAAAGAAAAAUAUCAAAUUUUAACUAUUCGUAAAAUUGAAGAAAAUAAUCCUGCAUUCAAUGCAAAUUUAGUAGCUUUAAGAGAAAAAUUAUUUAAACUAACUGGCAUUGGUCGUACUGCUAAAAAACCGAAUGGAAAUGAAUUACGAAAAGAAAAUUAUAAUGUUUAUUUAAAGAUAGAAGAACAAAUCCAUCAAGAUCGAUAUGAAAAUAUAUAUAUAGACAUUCAAGAGAAUUCGAUAAGAGAAUUUUCUCGUAAAAUCGAUGAACAUUUAACGAAUAUUGGCACAGGAGUCGAGAAUCUGCAAGAUUCCUUAUUUAAACAUAUUGCGUGGAACAAGACUAUAAAAGCUGAAGCAAACAAAAAAGUUCAACUUAUUGGUAAAGAUACAGAAGAGAAACAAACAGGGUUGACUAAAAUUGAUCAAGACAUACUACUGUUAUCUCAAAAGAAAUCAAAAACAAUACCCAGUGAAAUAGUUUGUCUAUACAACAAUCUACUUUUAGAAGAAAAGUUUCAUUUAAUCAGUGAAUUAGAUAAACGAGUUAGUGUUUGGCAAAGUCCUAUUUUAUCUCCAUUAUUUCUUGAAAGAAACAAUGUUAUUAUUGAAUUAGAAUCAUGUCGAACAUUAAUCGCUGAUCUUCAAUCAAAAAAUAAUACUUCUACAGAAUUACAAAAGCAUCAUACUCGAAAAGAUAAAUUAGAAAAACGAAAAGCAGAAAUUUCGCUAUUAAUUGAUUAUAAAACAAUUAAUAGAGAUAUUUUUAUGAGAGAAUUACUUUCUAUUUAUGGUGAUAAUGAUUUUCUCGAAUAUAUAAAAUCUCAAAACGAAUCAAGAGAAAUUAAUUUCAACAAAGAUCUUUAUAUAACGUCCUUUAUCGAUUAUAUGAUUCGUGGAAAUGAACUUGAAAUUAUUGAUGGUGAUAAUAAUAGUUUCAAUUCUAAGAUUGUUUCACAAAUUUUUCACGGACUUGAAACAAGAUAUAGUGAAAUGAAUGACAGACCACCAUUUGUUGUCUCGGUUAUUGGACCACAGAGUACAGGAAAGUCGACUCUUUUAAAUAUGUUGUUUGGAAGUAAUUUUCAAACGAGUGCUGGACGAUGUACAAAAGGUUUAUAUGCAUCCAUUUUUGGAACAAAAUAUCCAAAAGCAAAAACAUUGCUUGUGCUGGACACAGAAGGAUUAUUAUCUAUAGAAAAAGCAAAUGAUGAAUAUGAUAAAAAAUUAACUUUAUUCUCAAUGGCUUGUUCACAGAUAAUGCUCAUCAAUUUAAAUGGAGAAAUUAAUGCAUCUAUGAAAAAAAUUCUCAGUAUUAGUCUUUUUGUUGCUAAUCAAUUGAAAGUAUUCAAGACUCGGCCAAUUAUUAUAUUUAUUCUACGAAAUAUGAUGGAUUUAAACGUUGAUAAGCAAAGAGAAAUGAUCGAUUCUAUUAAAAAAGAAUUAAUAGAAGUUACUGAACUGAGUAAACUUGAAUUAAAUCAAGUACUUGAUUUCAAAGAAGAAAAGGCCUUUUUCUUAAUGUUAUCAGCUUUUAACAAAGAUUAUAUUUAUAAUAAGACGGAAGAACUUUUUCAAAGAUCAACUACAAAUAUUAAAUUUGCUAAACUUAGUCAAGAGCUAAGAGAGAAAAUCUUUGAUGAAGCAAAUGUACCCGAACCAAAAUUUAAAAGUCUUUCAGAUUGGGUUAAACAGGCGUCUGACAUUUGGGAAACAAUUGAUUUAUACAAUGAUAUGAUUAUGAUUGAAUCUGUCAAAGAAAUUAAUGAAAGAAAAGAACUAGGCGAUCUUAUUACAAUGAUCAUGGAAAAAUAUAUCGAGCCUAAUGAUGCGAAAACAAGUUUUCGUUCAAAACUUGAAGCAAUACUAUCAGAUCAAGAAAAAGUGACAGAUGAUCCGCUCUUAGCAGAAUCAAAUGUUGAACAACAAUUUGAAGACGAAUCGGAAUAUUUUAGAGACCAAGUAAAACACAAUUUUGAAGAGCAAGUCAAAUCGAAAUCCUACGCAGUCAAAUUAAUGAAUGAAUACAAGGAUCGAUUAUUAUAUGCUAUUACAACAAGCAAAGCGCAGGCACUUCAAAAAUACAAAGCAAUCGCCGAAAAACGUAAGGUUAAAAAUAAAGUUCAAGCUGCUUUGAUCGAUCUGCAAAACCGUAGUGAAUUACAAAUUCUUGAAUGGCAAAAAGUUCAGCAAGAUACAUCUGAGAACGAAAAUUUAAAGAAGAAAGCUGCCAUUAUUAACGAUUUUAAAGACUAUAUAGACAAGACUAAAGUUCAAACGCUGACAGAAAUGAAUAAGAAUAAGAAAACCAUUUCUCAAUGGAGAGAUUUUGUCAUGCAACAAAUUAAAUCUGCAGUAGGUGCCAUAGCAGUUGAAAAGAUGUUUUUUAGCGUAACUCAACUCGAUCAAAGAUCGUCACAAAGUACUUCAUUAAAUAAUAUUAUUAAACUUAUCAAUAUGUCGGAUACGCCUGAACAAAAUAUGGCUAUUUUGAGAAAAAUACCAAUACUUAUUCAGAACAAACAAAAGUCUUCUCAUCAGGAGAACGCUAAUAAUUCAGCAGAAAAUCCAAUAUAUACCGAAAAACAAUCAAAUUUCUUAAAAACUAAAUGGAAUCAAGCGACUUCGUGGAUUUCAACUUUCUUUCAGUCAGAAACUCAUAACUCAAAAAGAAGAAGAAAUCGUUCUUCGUCAUUUUCAUACAUACCAUCAAAUACAACACAAAACAAUGAUUCUCCGUCAUGCCAGUAUAAUGUAGCUGUUACAAAACUAAGCGAAGUCGGAUUCAGUCCAGAUGCAGCUGUUACCGUUUACACUACGUUUCUUGAAAUGAAUGAAUACCUCCAAGACAGUAUUAAACAAGAAAUAAUUAAUAGUGCUGAAUAUCAAAUCACGAGUUUAAAACAAAAUAUUUUGCAAAUUGAAGCAAAAAAGAAUGAACUCAAGCAAAAGUUUUUAGAAGAGGAACAUCUGGAAUUUACACACAUGUUCGGAAAUGAACUAAUUGAAUGGUUAUAUGAAAUUAUCGUUGAUAAAAUGUAUAAAGACGAAGAAGAUACAUACAGAAAAAUAAAUGAAGACUUUGAAAAAGAUGUUGAUGUACUAUUAGAAGAACUUAAAAAGAGACUCGAUGCUGCUUUUGGAGAUGCAGAGAAUGCAAAAGACAUGGCUACGAAAGUAUUCAACAAUAUCAAAAAUAUUUGUGUAUCAAGAAUAGAAAUCGAUUAUAAGCGUGAUCUCGAACAAGCAACAUAUCUCAAUGCAGAUAAACUAGUCGAACUAUCGGAUGAAGUUUUUUACGAAAAAAACGGAACAUUUAAUAAAGAUGGUAUCUAUGAUUAUAUUACAAAUAUGAUUGAUUAUAUGAAAAAAAAAUACUUAGAAUAUUUUCAAAACAAAGCUGUUGAAUCAGAAAACGCAUGCAUUAAUAACUAUAAUACAAUGUCUCAACAACAGUAUAAAAAUUUGAUAAGUAAACUAGAAGAAUUAGAAAAGAUUUUUAUGAAUUACUAUUACGAUCCAGCCCAUAUAGAUACUCACAAAACACAUUUUACAAAGUUCUUCAAAGCUUAUCUUGAACAAAACAUCGAUAACAAAUUAAUUGAUGAUUAUUUGAAAAAACUAAAUUUGACUUACCAUCAUUGUAACAAAGAUUUAUUGGAACCUAGUAAAUUAUUUCAGACUAUAUCCAUUUCAAUCUAUUCUAUAAGCAAUCCAAAAGUAUUCUUAACGUCUUUUAAAAAUAGCAUAACUUCUCUAUAUAACGAUCGCAAGAGAAAUCGUGGCAGUUUCAAAUUAUCUGAAGAGACUUUAAAAGAAAAAGAUAGAAUCAAAAUUGCAAACCAACAAAAAGCUUUAGGAUGUAUUGAACAAUGUCCGUAUUGUGGUUGCAAAUGCACAGAAAUAACUGAGCGUCACGACGCACAUCAUUCCGAUAAACAUCGAUUAAUGGCAUUCAAUGGAUCAUUUGAAAAACUCAACAAUGGCAAAAAAGGUUUUGUUUUUGAUUUAUGUAACAGUGAAAAUACAAUACGAAACAGUCAAUGGAAAGAAAAUUCAGCAAGUCAACUUUUGAUUCGUGACAGUGCAGUUAUUAGAGAGAGAAUGAAUGAAUAUUCAGUUGGACAAGGAGAUGUAACAAUAACAUUAGUCUGGUUUGAUAGCAAUGAUUUAGAUUUACAUGUUAUUUGUCCUUGUGGAACUACGCUCUAUUUUGGAAACAAGGAGUGUCCUACUUGUGCAGGAUAUCUAGACUUGGAUAUGAAUGUCUGCUACCAUCAAGGUUCAUGUUAUGACAGAAAAUGCUCAUCUACUAAACCAGCAGAAAAUGUCUUUUUUAAACCAGCCAAAAAUGGAAUAUAUCAAGUAUUUGUAAAUUACUUUGAUGGACCAAAAGGUACAGCGGGUGAAACUUCUGCAUAUGAAGUCAGAAUUCAAACGCAUGGUAAUAAUAAUAUACAAACGUUUGCCGGAACUGUUGAACAUGACACUGAAAAGAGUUAUGUUAAAGUUGGAGAUUAUGAACAUAGUUCUACCUAUCUUAAAUUUCUAGAACAUAUUAAAAGAAAUUUCAAUUCUUGGAGUAAUAUUCGGCCAAUUAAUGAUAAUAAAUGGGAAAUUGUCUUGAAAAAAGCUUGGUCGCAAGUCGCUCCAAAAAUGAGUCAGUUUUACGGAUAUGAGAACAAUACUCCAGCACAGUUCGCGACCCUUAAAUACGUGUAA